Acanthopagrus latus (yellowfin seabream) is the source of this 2381-nucleotide messenger RNA. RefSeq names its product tektin 2 (testicular) (gene tekt2). Gene Ontology annotation, biological process: cilium assembly; cilium movement involved in cell motility. Bases 240 to 1523 code for a protein of 427 amino acids. Gene Ontology annotation, cellular component: nucleus; microtubule cytoskeleton. Lineage: Eukaryota; Metazoa; Chordata; Actinopteri; Spariformes; Sparidae. The record is from RefSeq and is a predicted model, not a curated record. The transcript has 11 exons.
AACAUGACAUUUUAACGGUUAUCUAUCAACAGAAAUAACUUACACGACAAGCUUCGUCUUUUUGGAGUAACCUUAGCUACGUUUUCAUGGCGACCAUGGAACUCAAAUAAACUGUUAGAUGACAACAGUUUUUCCAAUUUGUGAUUGGGUGAAGCCUUAAACCUGUCAUUUAUCUGGAUUUUUUUUUUUUUUUUUUUUUUGGAAAAGUGUCCACUAGAAUUUGCUGGUUCAGCAGUAGGAUGUCUGCACUUCCUGCAAAGCCUGGCCUGCACCACAGUGUGUCAGAGUGGUACAGCAACAACCACCAGCUGUCUGAGACGGCACAACAUGAGAGACAUGUUUCUAAUGUGAUUCGGCAGGAGGGGAGGUCACUACGCAACGAGACCAGCUGUCAGACUGUCUGGGAUGAGAGCGACACCUCUCGCAGGUUGCGUGACAGGGCCUGGGAUGUUGCCAGGUAUAAAGAGGCAUUAGAAGCCUGUGCACAGAAAGUGGAUCAAGAGAUGGAGGCCCUGACCCUGUCUAAGGAGCAAACCGAGCAGGCACUGGCUGCAACUGCUGUUCCCCUAGAGGUCAGCAGUGAAUGCCUGACACUGAGGGAUGGACGGCAAGGGUACGAGCUAGUCGUUGACCCCGUAGACGAGCAGCUGAAAAGGGAAGUGGAGCUGAUUGAAAAAGUGCAGCAAGUCCUGCAGCAGCACAUUGACAAGUCCUUUGAGCAGCUGUGUGUUUUGCAGGAGGCUCGGCACCAGCUGACCGCUGACCUCCAGAACAAGAUGGACGCACUGGACAUUGAUAUGUCCUGUCUGUCACUUACAAUAAAGUCACCUCAGAUCUCCCUGAAGACCAACCCAACUCGCAUACCUUCAGGCUCUUCCACCCCCCAGGAGUGGGUCCAGUUCAGCCAAUAUAACAUGGCUAAUGCCCAGGAGGCCAUGCAGGUGUCUUAUCAAAUGAGGGAGGAGAUGAGUCUCACCAGAGCCCAGUUGCAGAAUGAGUUGGACACUCAGCGAAGGGCUACAGAGUUUGCACUUCGUAAACGUAAUCACCAUGAAGAGCAGGCCCGCGAUGAGCUGGAGUGGCAGAUAAAAAAUACUGAAGAUGAAAUGGCAGAAAUGGAAAGCGACAUCCGCGGGCUGGAUGCAGAUCUGCAGGCGAAGACAGCCUCACUGAAACUUGCUCACACCCGACUGGAGAACAGGACCAACAGACCUGGCAUGGACCUGUGCAGAGACGAGGUGCAGCACGGCCUCAUCAAUGAAGUCCAUCAGCUGGAGGCAACCAACACAGCUCUGAAACAGAAGCUUUUGGAGGCUAAGCACUCCCUACAGAAGAUGAAGCUCCAUCACUCACGCAUGCUGCAUGAUCUUAACAGAAAAAAGGAAGCGCUUUCUCUGGAGCAGCGGAGCAUGAACACUCGCGCUCGCCUCACAUCCACCUCCUGCACUGAUAAAAUCCCGGUGCUGCUGGUUCCACUCACAAACUCGAGCGGGAGGAGCAACCUGCAGCUGCUGGCUCACUGAGCUGAGCCGCAGCAGCGAUGGACCUGCUCCGGAGUAGGGCCAAUUUCUGCCCAUCCCACCUCCAAGCGGGCUGUGGUGGUGUCUUGCGAAUGCGUCCAACCAGUAACAAUCACCAGUCUCCCCUCAAACAAGUGUGUGUCGUAAAUUGAUAUUCAACUCAUGUCUGAAACCUGAGAGAAAAACAUUUUUAAAAGUCUGUUAAGCUCUCAGUACGUCUGCUGCUUCUAAUUUUGUUUAUCAUGUUCACUUUCAACUGUUUUGGGAGUCCUGUUACUGCUGGUGAAAACAGUGUUUCCUGUAAUGCUGCUUAGCUGGUAGUUGGUGAACACAAUGGAGCUUUGAGCAGCUAAAGAGUGAGAUAUGUUCCCCUUAAGAGGUGGUGGAGAACCAAAAACAGAGCAAAAAGUGAGUGACUAUUGGAUUUUUAUUCAUCAGGCAUUUACAACUUGUUUCUGCUGUCCCCAAGUGGCCAAAAAAUCCAAUGACUAUAUUAGCUUAAUCAAUUAUUGAGAGCAUUAAACCUGUGUUGUUAUAAGCUACAGUCAGUUGGCCUUAAUGUGGGAAAUACCCACUGCAAUCGCUUGAGGCUGCCGAAAAUGAAACAGAAACAACUAGUCAAUGAUAGCUGUCAAUUUCACUUGAACUAAUAAACAAGUCAAAUAUACAGUCAAUACUUAGCAAACAUUCAUUUCAGGAUAUCAGAGUAGUACCUCCACACACACACAUUUGUUUUGAACAUUGGAUCAAUAGACUAAUCAAACAGAUAGCAGCCAUGUUUUGACCUGCUGCAGGUCGUGUCUUGGAAAAACAAUUCUUGGUAUCCAUCACUCCGCUCCAAUAAAAUGCCUCUGCAACAAG